Ixodes scapularis (black-legged tick) is the source of this 1685-nucleotide messenger RNA. RefSeq names its product phosphoserine phosphatase (gene aay). The record is from RefSeq and is a predicted model, not a curated record. Gene Ontology annotation, cellular component: cytoplasm. The coding region runs from base 206 to 1003 and encodes 265 amino acids. Gene Ontology annotation, biological process: L-serine biosynthetic process; dephosphorylation. Gene Ontology annotation, molecular function: L-phosphoserine phosphatase activity; magnesium ion binding. The transcript is spliced from 6 exons. NCBI's taxonomy places the organism in Eukaryota, Metazoa, Arthropoda, Arachnida, Ixodida, Ixodidae.
AAAGUCCCCAGCUGAGCGGCAUAAAUACAGUGCCGCGGCAGAAAGAAAAAAAGACGCGCGAAAACUAAAACAAAAAUCACCUGAGGGGCGCGCGCCGCUGCCGCCAGGGGACAGUCGCGCGCCGCGAGUGGCUGAGCCCCGUCCGCCUCGUGCAAGGCGGGUCCUGAUUGGCCGUGCGGAAUCUAUUUCACGCUGCCCGUCCCUGAUGCUCAAUCUCUUCGCUAGAUCUCUGGCCGUCCGCGCCAACCGACCACUGAGGCACCUGUCCUGCCGUUACAACGGAACCAGCAACAACGCUAGCAUGCCCGGAUCCCUGACCGAGAACCUGACGGAGAGCCAGACGCGGGCCAUGUGGAGGGCCGCAGACUGCGUCUGCUUCGACGUCGACUCGACCGUCUGCAUGGACGAAGCCAUCGACGAACUGGCCAGGUUCGCCGGAAGGGACAAGGAAGUGGCUGAUCUCACCAACAAAGCCAUGCGGGGAGGCAUGACGUUCAGGGAAGCACUGGAGCGGCGGCUGGAGCUGAUCAAGCCGACGGCACGCAUGCUCCAGGAAUACAUCGAACAGAACCCUCCGCGGCUGUCCACAGGCAUCGAGGAGCUAGUGGCACAACUGCAGUCUCGCGGCGUAGCAGUGUACCUGGUCUCGGGAGGCUUCCGGUCCAUCAUCGAAAGCGUGGCUGAUGAGCUCGGCAUACCCCGCAAGAACAUCUACGCCAAUCAAAUCAAGUUUUACUUCAACGGGGAGUAUGCGGGCUUCGACGAGACGCAGCCCACCUCGCACCAGGACGGCAAGGCGAGAGUAGCAGCAUUCCUCAAGCAGAAGCACGGCUUCCAGCGCGUCGUCAUGGUGGGCGACGGAGCCACGGACAUGGCUGCUUGCCCUCCUGCCGAUGCUUUCAUCGGCUACGGGGGCAACCAAGUCCGCGAGAAAGUGAAGAAGGCGGCGUCGUGGUUUGUCUACAGUUUCGACGAACUAGUGCAAGAGCUGAAUAGGAACUGAGUGGAAGCCGUGCUCUCGCGCAUAUUUAUUUUGUACAGCACACUAGCCAAACCUCUGUCCUUGUGCCUGUGACGGGAACCGAAAGUCGCGGAAACAAGCUCAACAGUUUUCUUCGUUGCAUUGUCAUCUUGUUUAACUUAACAUUUUAGAAACUAACACCAACUAACACUAUGAUGCCUCCAUGCUUCGAAGCUUCGUUUGCCAAGACGUGACACAGUGUCUACUGGAGGCUACUUUGUAGGGAGCACCAACAAAAAUGCGGAACUAAACUAUCCGCUCCAACAGCCUUGCAGGUUUUUGACAAAAUGGCAAGUUGUUGAUGAGCCUUUAAAAGUUCGACGUUAAGUUUUGCGAGAGUUGCUGUUGCUGGGAGUGGUUCUAUAAAAAUAUACACAGUAACCGUUAAAGGGCGUUGUAAAUGUUUGCCAAACAUGGCAUAUAGUUUCAUAAAUCUUUUAAUUGAGAGCUGUUGUAAAUGUAUGAAAAGCAUGACAUAGUUUAGUAAACUUUUGAAGAGCUGGCGUUCAUCGUUUGGUCCACAAGCGAUGUGCACGAGGACAUGUUGGACCACCGUUCGUAGAGGUGAAGCAAAAAGAUCUGGCCGCACGAGACUCUUAGCACGUGUGGAUGUUGUGUACCGAAAAGAAAUUGUGAAGAAAAAAAAAAUGGUUGAGAAAUGUGA